Schistocerca serialis cubense is the source of this 3915-nucleotide messenger RNA. RefSeq names its product scavenger receptor class B member 1 (gene dsb). The record is from RefSeq and is a predicted model, not a curated record. The transcript has 10 exons. Gene Ontology annotation, cellular component: cytoplasm; membrane. The coding region runs from base 799 to 2490 and encodes 563 amino acids. Lineage: Eukaryota; Metazoa; Arthropoda; Insecta; Orthoptera; Acrididae. Gene Ontology annotation, molecular function: scavenger receptor activity.
UAGGUCUAGUCUUCAUUUAUGCAAAACCUCGCAUCGCCGAGGCUGGCAUUGUCGCGGAGAGCAACGUAUUCGGUCGUGCGAGUGUGUUUCUGUUCAUUCCUCCUCUCGUCGUCGAGAAGAGUGGGUGUGGUGACGUAACAGGUGCUCACGCUCCGCCAGUUUUUCCCAGCGCGAGCGACUCGACGCAUCUUCUCGCAGAAGCUCGUGUCAGCGUAGCAGACGAGGCGAGCCCCACCACUCGGCUCGGGCGCAGUUUCUCUCUGGCCAUCCGGGGGAGAGCCGGCCGCAGCAGGACGAAGCCGAGACAGCUCCAGCGGCCACCAGCCGGCAGCGCACCCUCUGGAGCAAAGACUUGGACGACAGCGCGCCUCCGCAGGUGGUUUGCCGACGGCGCAGCGGGAUCUCCGCGACGCUCCACCGAGCACCGCGAUACCGCGGGACAACGGGACCGCGCCAGUGAAGUGCAGUGGACCCCGGAUGGAGAGCCUUCCGCUGUUCUCCGUAACCGCUCCCAGGACCAGUAAUCACGCUCUUUCUUUCGCGAGUAGUUAGCGACCACCGCAUCUUCCCUAAGCAGCCGUGACUCUAAAGUAGCUAGUGACGAGCGCCUAUUAAACGCUGUAGUCUUCCGCGACCGCGCUGUGUUUUUCACUGCACUACCUCAAAAGGCCAGUUCUCCGAAAGUGUGACAAGUAUUAACUGAAGAGUGAAAGCUACUCCGCAGCUACUACUCUCUGCCUAGUGGUUAAUAAGUGAAUAUACUAUUGUUGAUAACUGCUACAACAGGAGCCAUUAGAAAUGGGCCUACACAAGCAGUACUUGCAAGUUGGUCGGUCAGCCAAGAACCGCCUCUUCGGUAUUCCUCCUUCUGGUAAAAGGACGCCAGCUAAUGGUGACACAGUCUCCCCGAUUCAGAUGCUUAUCUCCGAGCAGGGCAAGAUCAACCAUGGUCGGCUUGCCGUGAUCGUGGUGGGAGUCUUCACCUUGGUGCUGGGUAUCAUCCUGUCCACCAUCCCGUGGGCGGACUACAUCAUCCUGAAGCAUCUUCGGCUGUGGAAUGGAACCAUCAGUUACCACUACUGGCAGAAGCCAGGCGUUAUACGACUAACUAAGGUCUACGUAUUCAAUGUCACCAAUCCUGAUGGCUUUCUCAAUAACGGCGAGAAGCCAAUACUCGUCGAAGUGGGUCCUUUUGUCUACAGGGAGGACAUGGAGAAGGUGAACAUCAAGUUCCACGACAAUGGUACCGUUACCUACCAGCACAACAAGAUCCUGCAGUUCGUCCCGGAAAUCUCUGCUGACAAGAACCUCAAGCUGACUGUGCCCAACAUCCCUCUACUGACGCUGUCCUCGCACAUGAACAGCAUACCGCGGCUGGCGGCCAGGGCGCUCAACAUCGUGCUGCGCGUGUGGAAGCAGAAGCCGUUCGUGCACGUGACGGCGCAGGAGCUCAUGUUCGGCUACGACGACCCCUUCACCAAAAUCGCCAGCAAGGUCUUCCCGCGCGGCCAGCGGCCCAACGCCAAGAUGGGCCUACUGCUCACUCGGAACGGCACGCUGGACGAGGUGUCCACCAUCUACACGGGCCACACGACGAUGAAGGAGUUCGGGCUGAUCAACCGGCUGAACGGGCUGGACCACCUGCCGUACUGGCCCGAGGCGCCGUGCAACAGCAUCAGCGCCUCGGAGGGGUCGUUCUUCCCGCCGCGCUACUUCACCGGCGCCGACGUGGUGCACGUCUACGACAAGGACCUGUGCCGCGUGCUGCCGCUGCGCUUCACGCACAUGACCGCCAAGGACGGCAUCGAGGCGGGCUACUACGUCCCGCCCGACGACGUCUUCGAGGCGCCCGACAAGAAGCCCGACAACCGCUGCUUCUGUCCCGCCUCCGAUGGCUCCUGCCCGCCCCGAGGUCUGCAGAACAUCAGCCCCUGCCAGUAUUCCGCCCCAGUCUACCUGUCGUUUCCGCACUUCUACAAAGCUGACCCGUCUCUCCUUGAAGCCGUCGUGGGACUGAAACCUGAAAAGGAUAAACAUGAGACAUUUUUCAAGAUUCAGCCGAAACUGGGAGUACCAGUCGAAGGCGAAGUUCGAGUGCAGCUUAAUCUGAGGACAGAGCGUUCCAGCGCGUCAGUUGUCUCAAACUUCCCCUCUAUAACGUUUCCCAUCAUCUGGUUGGAAGAGGGGGUUGAAGAACUGACGCCUCCGAUUAAGCGGUGGAUCUUCUUGGCGACAACUGUGGCUGACAUAGCGGUACCCAUCCUGAACUACGGCUGCAUCGUAGCCGGCCUGGCAGUGUUAGCCUUCAUGUUCGUGCGCACAUACAAGAACGUCGUCUUCACGAAGGAGACCCUGGAAAGGGGCAAAAAGACUCUGCGCCGGGGCAGCAGUUUCAUCGUCAACGGCCAGCACCGGCUGCUCAUACUCCGGGACUCGUACACUCUGCUCAACAACAUCAGCACGGACCCCGACCCCGAAGCCGAAUCGUGAUUGGCCAGCCCAGAGACUGUGCCCCGCGCUGCGACCAAUCAGGCUCUGCCUGUGAGGUGGAAACCUCAUCCCUUUCACAUCAUCUCACUCCUGCACUGCUCACAAUACGGUGGGCAAGCGCAGGAAAAAGUGCGCAUAGAAAAGCAUUUCGGGACAGCCGAGAGACGGAAGUGAUGGACAUGUUACCGCCACUCGCAGAUUACAUUUGUUAUACUGAUAUGUUGUUCAUCUUAACCGAUCAGCCGAUCACCGCUGCUCGCUUUUCUCGGCGAGCUGAAAAACUACGUGUCUUUCUCCAGGAUAUGAGCGCCAGUGAAGAGUCAGCGAGAGUGAAAUUUCAAAUAAAAUUAAAUAUUUCGGUGAACAUGAAGCCUGUGGAGGGAAGUCAACGCGAAUAGUCUUGAAACUAAGCCAGUAAGCCAAACGUGGAGGAAAGCAGAACAAACAUCAUUAUUAUAUAUAUAUCUAUUCUUUUGCCAGUCUGUAUUAACAUAUUGAGCUGAAAUGGCUACUUCACCUAAAAUAUGAGAUUAUUGCCGAGAGAACGUUGGUACUCUUUGCUCAAAUAGUAAAGUAGGGACAUUCCGACAGAAGAAUAAUGUAUAAGACUAAUUUAAAGGAAAAGUAUGAAUAGGAAGUAAUUUUACUCAGAAACCAGAAAUGUUUUUCAUGAGAAAUUUGUUUUUACCAAUGGAAAAAGUCUCCCAAUCCAAAACUGUACUAAAAUUUUAUUCGGCAGAAGCACUGCAAAUCAUAUCAAGUAAAUAUUGCACAAUGCCACAGAAUUUGAAUUUAAAAAAAUCAUGUGUACUUUUUCUUCAUAUUCACAUAAGAGUUUUCAGGAAGCAUAUAAAUGAGACAAUGUGCACUAUUGCCAAAGUCAAUUAAGCCCGUUUCACAUAUAAAAAUUGAUAAUAGUGAACUAAAUUAGUAAACCUGAUGCAUCUAGAAAAAAAAGUGUUUGUUGCUUGAAGAAGUGUGUUCCGUGUUUUGAUACUGUUUUAAUAUUGCUCAGCAUUCAUAAUGUAAUUGUUUCUGUGAUUACUUUUAGUUAUGAAAUAUACACAUAUAUACCAAGUAAUACCCUAAUUAAGAGAUAUUUCAUUUAGUUUUAAAACACAGAGCAAUCUGUACCUUAUGUACCUGCACAACCAUCAGUGUUUUCGUGUAUGGCGUCCCAAAUGGAAUCUUUCGUUCAAAAAUUGACACACAAAGUUUAGCUUGAAUGUCUGUCUGCGCAGGACAGCACUUAAUUUGAUGCCGGCUGCAACAAUGUGUGCCCACGUAUGAACUGAAGUGGAAUUCGAAAAAGUCAAAAUACUUGUAUUUUAUAUUAUUUUCCUAAGAUAGUUUAAGCACUGAUGUCAGUGAAUACUAAAGUAGCCAAAUGUAUUGUACUCCAAUAAGACAUAAACGCAACCAGAA